This is a messenger RNA of Chelmon rostratus (copperband butterflyfish), 455 nucleotides long. RefSeq names its product ribosomal protein L31 (gene rpl31). Gene Ontology annotation, biological process: cytoplasmic translation. The transcript has 5 exons. The record is from RefSeq and is a predicted model, not a curated record. Gene Ontology annotation, cellular component: ribosome; cytosolic large ribosomal subunit. Bases 40 to 414 code for a protein of 124 amino acids. Lineage: Eukaryota; Metazoa; Chordata; Actinopteri; Chaetodontiformes; Chaetodontidae. Gene Ontology annotation, molecular function: structural constituent of ribosome.
GGUCCGUCCUUCCUACUUCCGCCUCAACUACAAGCCGAAAUGGCCCCAACCAAGAAAGGAGAGAAAAAGAAGGGGCGUUCAGCCAUCAACGAGGUGGUGACCAGAGAGUACACUAUCAAUGUCCACAAGCGCAUCCAUGGAAUUGGUUUCAAGAGAAGGGCUCCACGCGCCAUCAAGGAGAUCCGCAAGUUCGCCAUGAAGGAGAUGGGAACUCCUGAUGUCCGCAUUGACACUCGCCUCAACAAGGCAGUGUGGAGCAAGGGUGUCAGGAACGUGCCGUACAGGAUACGCGUACGGCUGUCCAGGAAGCGUAAUGAGGACGAGGACUCCCCCAACAAACUGUACACUCUGGUCACAUACGUUCCUGUCACCACAUGCAAAGGUCUGCAGACAGUCAAUGUUGAUGAAAACUAAAUUUGUCCCCUCUGCUAGUGGAAUAAAUUGAAAUAAAAGGA